AUGUCGACCCGAAACGCCUCCGACACUCGAGGUCUCACUUGGUACAAUUUCCUUGCAGUCUCCUGCUUCUCCAUGGGAGCUAUCUUCUGGGGCUACGACAUCGGAAUUCUCUCUACAGUACUUGUUGCCCCUGUGUAUUUAACAGCGCUCAAGAAUCCCAGUUCCGGCGAAUCGGGGCUCAUCGUGGCCAUCUUUUCAGUUGGUAGCUGGUUAUCGUAUGCGUUCGUGGCUGGUCAGGUCAAUGACUGUCUAGGUCGACGCUGGUCUGGUGUUACUGGUGUUGCUGUGCUCUGCGUUGGCGCUGGGCUUCAGGCUGGCGCCGUUCACCUUGCAAUGAUGGUCAUCGGUCGCUUCAUCGCUGGAGUUGGAACCGGCAUUGUGGCCACCGCGGUGCCGCUGUAUCUCUCUGAGACCAGCCCAGCGCGCCAUCGAGGUGCGAUUAUCACUAUCUCCAUCGCCUUCUGGAUAGGGUACGGCUUCAGCUUUUGGAGAGCAGGCAAUGGCGAGAGUUUGGGGUGGCGCCUUAGCAUCUUCAUUCAAUACGUCCCAGCUGUCAUAUUCUGUGUUGGCGCUCCAUUCCUUUGCGAAAGGUUCGAGCUCCUGGUUCUGUCUCAAAUUGUCAAUCUACCACCUCUGGCCUCCCUGCUGACCUAUGCCUCUUCAAGUCCUCGUUGGUUGCUCGAACAUGAUCAGCUUGAAGCUGCUGCGAAGGCACUCACUCAUUUGCGUGGAAGUGAUCGCCCCGAGGUCGUCCAGGCCGAAUUGGAGGAAAUCCGCGCGAUCUUGAUCAAGGACAGGGCACUCUGGGCUCGUCUAUGGGGAGCGUGGGCCCUCCAGUUUCUGCAGCAGUUGAGUGGUGCAGGUGGCAUUCGGUCAGUCUCGCGUCCUCAUUAUGACUGCUUAUCAUCGUUCCGCUGA
Messenger RNA from Clonostachys rhizophaga, 918 nucleotides. The record is from the annotation of a GenBank genome assembly. NCBI's taxonomy places the organism in Eukaryota, Fungi, Ascomycota, Sordariomycetes, Hypocreales, Bionectriaceae.